UGCCACGAAUUCCGUUUGGAGGCAUCUUUGAGCUCGCGGAGUAGACACCAUGAGCAAAGCUCACCCUCCCGAGUUGAAAAAAUUUAUGGACAAGAAAUUGUCAUUGAAAUUAAAUGGUGGCAGACAUGUCCAAGGACUAUUGUGGGGGUUCGAUCCGUUUAUGAAUCUUGUGAUAGAAGAAUGUGUGGAGAUGGUAAUUAGUGGGCAACAGAAUAUUGGAAUGGUGGUAAUACGAGGAAAUAGUAUCAUCAUGUUAGAAGCCUUGGAGCGAGUAUAAACAAUGGGUGUGUUCAUCAGAAGAAAUCAACUGCUUCCACAUGUCCCCUCCAUAGUAUAAAUAAACUUUUAUAAUAGUCAAAAAAAAAAA
Messenger RNA from Mirounga angustirostris (Northern elephant seal), 367 nucleotides. Its product is annotated as small nuclear ribonucleoprotein G-like. NCBI's taxonomy places the organism in Eukaryota, Metazoa, Chordata, Mammalia, Carnivora, Phocidae. Gene Ontology annotation, molecular function: RNA binding. The record is from RefSeq and is a predicted model, not a curated record. Gene Ontology annotation, cellular component: precatalytic spliceosome; U1 snRNP; U2-type prespliceosome. The coding region runs from base 50 to 277 and encodes 75 amino acids. The transcript has a single exon. Gene Ontology annotation, biological process: spliceosomal snRNP assembly; mRNA splicing, via spliceosome.